This is a messenger RNA of Salvia splendens (bonfire salvia), 567 nucleotides long. RefSeq lists its product as uncharacterized. The transcript has 6 exons. Gene Ontology annotation, molecular function: protein binding. The record is from RefSeq and is a predicted model, not a curated record. NCBI's taxonomy places the organism in Eukaryota, Viridiplantae, Streptophyta, Magnoliopsida, Lamiales, Lamiaceae. Bases 75 to 488 code for a protein of 137 amino acids.
CUUUAACCUAAAUUACACUAUUUCAAGAAAACAUGUAAGGCGCGCUAUUGUCCGCCACUGUGGCUCCGCGGACGAUGCGUCGUCCGCGCCCUACGCUUAGAAUCAUGGGAUCUGUUGGUAACAUGUUAUAUGCAGUCAGUAUGUCCUCAUCUGGUAAUAUUGCUGUUGGUGGUGAAGACCGCACUGUGACUGUCUAUGAUCCACGCAGAUGGUGUGCAACAUCUAGAUGGCUGAACUGUUCAAAAUAUGAGAUAACUGGACUUUGUUUUUCUUCUGUUGAUCCGAAUUAUUUAUAUGUACAAGGAGUUGAUUAUGAGAUUAUGUGUGGACAAUGGAGAGAAAGUGAGAAGGCAUUUUCAUUUAGAGGGGACUCAAACUGGCUUGGAUUUAGCAAGUGUUCCGAUAGGGAUAUUUUGGCUGGAUGGUGCGACUGGGGGAGCAUAUUUGUUGCCGAUGCCUCUGAGAAGAAUGUUGAUAUGCAUGUCUGAGCACAGCUGGAAAAUUAUCAGCCUGAAUCACGAAUCAUGUAUCGUCGACUGAGUUAAAAGUAGUGUCAGCCAUGGAAGA